GAAAUUUGGGAGCGAGGUUUAAAGUGGGACGAUGAUUUACAUAGCGAUUUGGUAAAGAAAUGGAAAAAAUGGUGUUCUGAAAUUACAUUUUUGGACAAAUAUGUUACAAUAGUGCGAAAACUAUGUUCAACGACUGAUAUUAGUGGUGUUUCUCUUCACAUAUUUGUUGACGCAAGUCCUAAGGCUUAUGGAACCGUGGCGUACCUUCGUUAUACAACAAUUGAAGGACAUAUCCGAGUUAAAUUCAUAAUUUCUAAGUGCAAGGUUGCUCCAUUAAAAACUUUGACUUUGGCUAGAUUGGAAUUGAUGGCAGCUCUCGUCGGUGCUAGAUUAGGGAAAUAUUUACAAAAUGUUUUUUCAAAUUUUACUCAACAAAUAUACUAUUGGAGCGAUUCUAAAAUUGUUCUUCACUGGGAAAAAGGAUCUUCAAAACUUUGGAAGCCAUUCGUUUCUAAUCGAGUGGCAGAAGUGCAGACACUUUCGCUUCCAGAGUGUUGGAACCAUUGCAGCGGUGCGGAAAAUCCUGCUGAUUUCAUCUCUAGAAGAAAAUCUGCAGCUAAAAUCGUUCCCUGUGGUGGUCAGUGCAUUGAUGUCAACAAAUACAGCAAUCUUACUAAACUUUUGAGAGUGACAGCUUGGGUAAAAAGGUUUUCCCAUAAUGCCAAGCCAGAUUCUUCAAAGUUGAAAGGACCUAUUAGUGCUUCUGAACUUCAGAAUGCUUUGCAUACCUGGAUUAAAACUGUUCAACUCUUGUAUUACGAGAGUGAAAUCCAACAACUCCUCUCUCAAAGUAGUUUGAGUAAACAUUCACGAAUUUUCAAUCUCAAUUGUAAACUUAAUGAUGAUAAUCUUUUAUUUUUACAGGGACGUUUGCAGUUCUCUACCGAUGAUGUGAAAACAAAACAUCCUGUACUACUUCCUUCUAAUGAUAAAUUCGUUGAAUUAGUUAUAUUAGAUGCUCAUGUUAAAAAGGGUCAUUUAGGUGUAGAUUCUACUUUAACUCACUUAAGAGAACAAUAUUGGAUAAUCAAAGGUAGACAAUAUGCAAAAAUGGAUUUGAGAAACUGUUUAAUAUGCAGACGUUAUAAGAUAAAACCUGGUUCUCAAGUGGUAGCUCCGUUACCACCUGACAGAACAAAAGAACAACUUCCUUCUGAUAUUUCUGGUGUAGAUUUCGCUAGACCCUGUUUUGUUACUGACUCUAAUAAUAAGUGUUAUUUGUUAAUUUUUACCGGUGCAGUCACUAGAGCUGUGCAUUUGGAGCUAGUUAGUAACAUGAAUACUGAUUCUUUUUUAUUGGGUUUUAGAAGAUUUGUUUCUCGUAGAGGAUUGUGUUCGAUUUUGUAUUCAGAUAAUGCAAAAGCCUUUAAAAAGGAAAAUAGUGAACUAAAAAAAUUGUGGAAUCAAAUUAAUGAUCCUCAGGAAAAAAAUAUGUUUGCUGCUAAAAAUAUUGUUUGGAAAUUUAUUGUCGAAAAAAGUCCUUGGUGGGAAGGUUUCUGGUAG
Molecule: messenger RNA, 1503 nt
Organism: Parasteatoda tepidariorum (common house spider)
Lineage: Eukaryota; Metazoa; Arthropoda; Arachnida; Araneae; Theridiidae
Source: RefSeq, a predicted model, not a curated record